Messenger RNA from Heterostelium album PN500, 2484 nucleotides. RefSeq lists its product as uncharacterized. Gene Ontology annotation, cellular component: nucleus. Gene Ontology annotation, biological process: negative regulation of apoptotic process. The record is from RefSeq and is a predicted model, not a curated record. Gene Ontology annotation, molecular function: RNA binding. Bases 1 to 2484 code for a protein of 827 amino acids. The transcript is spliced from 9 exons. Lineage: Eukaryota; Evosea; Eumycetozoa; Acytosteliales; Acytosteliaceae.
AUGGAUAAAAUGGAUACUGCACCUUCUACAACAACAACCACUACUACUACAACUAGCAGCAGUACUACAGCUACUUCUAGUGGUGGAAGUGAAGCAGUCAAUCAACUAUAUGAUAUUGCACACCAAUUGGAUGCAAAUCCAUCGUUUGCUGACGACAGUAAACUCUUCUUGCAGAUACUGGAACUGUCGAAAGUAUCGAAACAAACUAAACAACUGAGCUCUCAGUUCCUUUCGAAAUACUUUAAGCGUUUCCCUGCACUGCAAGAACGUGCAGUCGAUGGACUGAUCGAUCUGAUAGAGGAAGACGACAUUCCAAUCAGAGUGGGUGCACUCAAGUCGAUACCCUCGAUCUGCAGAGACAAUCCCGACUACAUCACCAAACUCGUUGAUAUUCUUGGUCAACUUUUAAACACAGACUACAAGAGCGAGACAGAAGCACAAUCGUUCUUUAGAGAACGUAUACUCAAGCUGGUGACUGUGUCGACCGACGCAGAGUCCGAAGUACUGUUGGAGCUAUUUCAAUGUUUUCCAGAGUACUCCAUCAAGAAUGUAGUUGACUAUCUCGACUAUGUCAUUCCACUCUUUGAGUCGAAACCAUUUGUUCAAUACAAAAAGAAAUUGGUAUUUCUCAUCAAACAACUCAUUAAGAGAUCAAAGAUAUUCCCAAGUAUCAAUGAGUUGGACGAAGCCGACAAAACUGAAAUGUUGACAUUGUUUGCUCAGAUUUCACACCUUGCAAAUGUCAAUGAUUCUUCACCACUCUUUGAAAAGAUAUUUGGUUUGAUCAAAGAUAAUAUACCAUCACCAGUUCCAGAGCAAUAUGAAUUUAAAUUCCAAAUUUUAGAAGCAUUGCUGUUGUCAUUCUCGAAUUUGGGUAAUAAGAGUCCUGCUUUGUUGCGAAGUCUCUGUGGUUACAAAACAAACACUGGACAGCCAAGUGAUAUGGCAAUCGAUUUGGAUCCAAAGGUAUUCGAGGAGUUUGUUGCUCGACUUAGAGCACUGAAUGAGAAGAUCGGUGUCACCGACGCCAAGUUGAAAAAGGCAAAGGAAGUCAUUCCAAUGAGCGACCCCGAGCGUCCAAAGAUCGACCAAACAUUCGCAAUCACUCAAAAUAUAAUUGUACUUAUUAAGAAUCUCUCGAAAAACCCACCCAUUUUACAUGCAAAUAUUACACCCACCUUUAGUAUCAAACAACAAAAUAACAAGCAAAACAAACAAAACAAACAAAACAAACAGCAGCAGCAACAUCAACAACCAUUUAAAAAUAAUAAUAAUAACAACAAUAAUAAUCAAAAUCAAAAUAAUAAGUCCAAUAAUAAUAAUAAUAAUAAUAGUGGUGCUGGUGCUGGUAAGCAAACAAGAGAUCAACCAAAGACUCGUUAUUCUCCAUAUGUACCACCAAGUAUGAGAGGUGGUGGCGGUGGACAACGUAAACAGCAGCAACCACAGCAGCAAGGUUCCGAUGAUUUUUUAAGUGUUGGAAUGAGGAAGAGCGAUAGUUCUGGUUCGAAAAUUGGUGUUUAUAUAUAUAUUUGGUUUGUUUUGAAAAAUGCCAGAUUUACAGAGAGGAACAUGGAUGUUAUUUGGAGAAUCCAUAUUUUAUAUUCCAACACUAUUGAUAUUAGUGAUACCGAAUGUCUAUAUAGAAAUAAUAAAGAAGUAUAUUUGAAAUCAAUUCCAUUCCUGGUAUUUGUUUCUAUGGUUAUUGCAUUGGUUUUGAGAAUUAUAGCAGGUUUUACAGCAUAUCAUUAUGAUUCCGAUGCAAUUCAUCAAGAUAGAGCUAGUAUGGCAUUCUACGCCUUUGCCGUUCAAUUUAUGUGUAUAGAGUUUUUCUGUAUCAGUUUACUCUGGAUCAAGAUGGCAUUGGUAUUCUAUGCAAAAGAUGAUCUUCCAUUGAAUAGAGUAAGAAUAAUAGAUAUUAUAGUCUACGCAAACAUUGCAAUCUCUCUAUUAUUCUAUACUGUGUUUGUAAUCUUACAAGCUGUUUUGACAAAAGAGUUGACUCCAAGAUGGUGGGAUGCAGUAUGGAGAAUCUAUUUUUUGGUGAAUGUGGCAGUGUUGGCAAGUUCAUUAGCAUAUUUCGGACUUAAAAUACUUAUUCAAUUGAAUAGUAAGCGUGCAAUGGAUGAAAUUUUGAUAAAGAAGAUCAAAGGUAUCGUUGGAUUGACUAUUAUAUUGGGUUCUCUCAUUUGGGUUUUGAAUGUACUCUAUCUUACCAUCGGUAUUGAAAAAGCACCACAAGAUUGGUUGAAUCUCGGAAUCUUUAUAGCAGAGAACAUCAAUGUCUACUGCGUCUCCAUCAUCUUGGGAAGAUCAUACCUUUGUACUCGCAUUAGAAUUCUACUGGGAUUCCCAGAGAUCAUCGAAUCCAACUCUACAACAUCCAACGAACUGACUGUUACCGCACAAAAUUCAAGGAAAACAGUCGAAGUCAGUCAAACACUCGAUAACUCUUUUAUCGAUGUAUCAGUUGAUCAACAAUAG